AUGAAUUCGUAUCUUGAAAGUGAUUUAAUAGAAAGUCAAUGUAAAGAUAAAUUCAUUGAAAAUCUGGUGCUCUCUAUUGAAGAUAUGGACGCAAGCCUACGUUUUGUUGGAUUGCAUCCAGAGUUUGUAAUCAUUGACAACAACAAAGUUGAUAAUCCUAAUGAUGAGAGAUAUGGUCAAUUGCCCCAAAUCAUUAAAGAGUACAUAGUUGAUUACUUAAAAUCUCAUAAUCAUCCAAAAGCUGAGAUGUUUUCACAUGUGAUGCCACAUAGACUGGAAAUGCCUUGGAGAACAAUAAACAACAACAUUGAUUGUGGUGUGUUUACGAUGCGUCACAUGGAAACGUAUAUGGGUGGAAGUAUGAAUGAGUUUAAAGUUGGGUUCAAGAACGAGUCUUCUGCACAAGAUGAUCAACUUGUUAAACUGAGGACAAAGUAUUUAUACAAAAUCGUCACUCAUGAAUAUAAUGUGCAAAAGGAUUAUGUGCUGCAAAAGGUUGAUGAAUUCCACAAGAUUCCUUCAAGACAACGUUCUCAACUGUUGGCCAUUGCAAAUGAACAAAUUCACAGGAGAUUGGAUGAUUUAAGUUAAUUAUGUUAAAAACGUUAUUUUAGUUAUGACUUCGAUGGUUUCUUUUGGAUAGUUUUAAAACAAUGGUUUUGUAUGCUAACGAUAUUAACUUGGGUUGCAGAACAUACAAUAGUUCCUUUUGGUUUGCUAAUUUUAGUAAUGGAAUGGU
Molecule: messenger RNA, 739 nt
Organism: Lactuca saligna
Lineage: Eukaryota; Viridiplantae; Streptophyta; Magnoliopsida; Asterales; Asteraceae
Source: the annotation of a GenBank genome assembly